This is a messenger RNA of Hyaloscypha bicolor E, 4426 nucleotides long. RefSeq names its product ABC transporter-like protein. The transcript is spliced from 2 exons. Gene Ontology annotation, cellular component: membrane. NCBI's taxonomy places the organism in Eukaryota, Fungi, Ascomycota, Leotiomycetes, Helotiales, Hyaloscyphaceae. The coding region runs from base 228 to 4253 and encodes 1341 amino acids. The record is from RefSeq and is a predicted model, not a curated record. Gene Ontology annotation, molecular function: ATP binding; ATP hydrolysis activity; ABC-type transporter activity.
CUUCCCUAUUCAGACGUCAUGUACAAUUUCUUUCCUUCUGUUUCUUCAUUGAAUCUUCCCUUCGUAUUUCGAAGUCUCAGGUUCUAUCUCUUCUGCUUCGCCCUCACAGCAUUCCAAUCGUGUUAUCAAGUGGGGCUCACCUCAGCUACUCUUGUGCGCCACAAGCGUCCCCAAGACAUAGACAUUUCCAGUGAUGGAAAUACGAUUCUCAUAGACCUUCGGACGAAAUGGAGGACGACAUAGAGCUUGGUCUGCCAGCGGCAGACAAGGCGGAUGAUAUUGGGCCCUACCCGCUGCAAGUCGAUUCGAAAGCGCCAGCUUCGAAAACCGCAACGGCGCAAGACCAUGAACCUCACAAUCAGCUGCAAACCCUCUCGAGCACGCAUACGAACCUUAUCUCCCUUUCAGAUGUCGAUUCUGUCGAUGUCCAAGUACGGGGCCUCGCUGUUAAAGUGGACAUUUCUCCGUCCGCCUUCUCGCUCUCCCAUUUCCUUCCUCGAAAACGAAGCCAAGAUGGCACGCCCUCCUCGAGUGCAAAGCAGAUCCUGCACUCAGUUUCUGCGUCGAUGCCGGCCGGCACGCUCACCGCGAUCAUUGGAGGAAGUGGAUCUGGCAAGACGACGAUGCUCAGUACAAUGGCGGAGCGCAUGACAAGUGGGCGGUUGAGUUUCGCGGGAACAACCACGUUCAACGGCAUGAAAGGCGUGAAUAGUGUGAGGAGUGCAUAUGUGAUGCAGCAGGAUGUUCUGAUACCGACAUUGACCGUUCGAGAGACACUGCGAUACUCUGCUGACUUGCGCCUUCCACCACCUACAACAGAGCAGGAGAGGCGGAAGGUUGUGGAGGAGGUCAUAUUGGAAUUGGGAUUAAAGGAAUGUGCAGACACAAGAAUUGGCAACCACCAGCAUAAGGGAUGUUCGGGAGGUGAAAAGAGGAGAACCAGUAUUGGAGUACAACUUCUGAGUAACCCGAGUGUUCUGUUUUUGGACGAGCCAACCACAGGCCUGGAUGCUACCAGUGCAUUUCAAUUGGUGAGAACGCUGAAGGAUCUGGCAAAGAAGGGGAGAACGAUCAUUACGACCAUCCAUCAACCGAGAUCUGAAAUAUGGGGAAUGCUUGAUGGGCUCGUGAUUCUAGCAAGAGGAAGUCCAGUCUAUUCCGGGAAGGCGGACGACAGUAUCCCAUGGUUCAAGAACGCUGGGAUGGAAUUACCACCAUUCGUCAAUCCGGCUGAGUUCCUAAUCGAUAUUGCUGCAAUUGACAAUCGUUCUCCUGAUCUUGAAGCCACCACUUCAGAGCGGGUAGAAAGACUCAAAUUGGCUUGGGUGGAUGAAAAUGAGAGGUUAUAUGGUACACCAGAUGAAAAGAACUUCUCGACAUCGGAACUUGCAGCUAUCCCCGUACCCUUGAGAGCACCAGUCCAUUCUCCAUUCAUCCGGCAGACGCGUGUCUUGACUUCUCGAGCUUUUGUAACUACAUAUCGAGAUCCAAUGGGUAUGGCUGGGUCAUUGGCAGAAGCCGUGUUGAUGGGCAUUCUGACCGGAUGGGUUUUCUUCGGUUUGUCAAAGGACGAAUCGGGAAUUCGAAGUCGACAAGGUGCUUUAUACAAUGCUGCCGGCCUGCAAGGAUAUCUCAUUCUGAUGUUUGAGACCUAUCGCCUUACGAUUGAUGUUCAGGUGUUUGAUCGGGAGCAUAAUGAGAACGUUGUGGAUGUGCUCCCGUUCCUGCUAAGCAGACGAAUUUCGCGGUUUAUUAUGGAAGAUUUCCCUGUUCCACUGGCUUACUCGACAAUAUUCUACUGGAUGGCAGGAUUCAGGGCCGAGGCAUCAACAUUCCUGAUCUUCUUCUCUAUCAUUUUUCUAAAUCAGUAUAUUGCCGUCACAUUUGCUUCAGUCUGCGUAGCUGCUGAUAGAAGCUUUGCCGUGGCUUCCUUGAUCGGCAAUAUGGGUUAUACAAUCCAAAGCUUUGCAUGUGGAUUCUUCAUCCAGGCCAACACCAUGCCGGUCUAUGUAAGGUGGCUAAAAUGGACAGCUUAUUGUUUCUACGCCUUUGGGGCUCUCUGCGCCAACGAAUUCAGAGGCCAAUUCUAUAACUGUCCGCUGCCCGGCGGGGAGUCAAAUCCAGCUUGUGCACCUUACACGAGUGCCUUCAUCAUGAACGCGCUGGGGUUUCCAUCAAACUGGAUCGCUAGGCCGAUCAUCAUCCUAGUUGGGUUCGUGGUGAUGUUUGCCUUUCUUUCCUGGGUUGGAUUCAGAUUCAUCCCAGUAGAAAUGAGCAUUGCCAAAGCAAGGGAAUCGAACACUGAUCUCUCUGCUGGGAAAGAGAAAAUGACUUUCAGAUCUGCGACCGAAGUGAGAACGGUGGAUAUUGGACUUGAUAAAUUUGCACUUGAUCUGGACAAGAGGACAAUGCGGGGAAAGAAGCUACCAACGAAGACCAUUUUGCAUCCUGUCACGGCGACAUUUCAAGCUGGACUCCUCAACGUUAUCAUGGGACCAUCUGGGAGCGGCAAGACGUCACUUCUCAAUGCAAUGGCUCUCCGCUUGCACAACAGUGCUGGGACUCGAUAUCGACAAUUCGGAGAUAUGACAUUCAAUGGAGCUGUCCCUUCGGACUCCGUUGUACGAUCAGUAUGCUCUUACGUCUGUCAAGACGAUGAUGCACUUCUACCGUCCCUCACAGUUCGUGAGACGUUACGGUUUUCCGCAGGCCUGCGACUGCCUUCCUUUAUGACCGAGGAUCAAAAGUACCAACGCGCAGAGGAGGUGCUCAUGAAAUUGGGUCUCAAGGAUUGUGCAGACAAUUUGAUUGGGUCUAAUGAGAUCAAGGGGAUAUCUGGAGGAGAGAAGAGACGAGUUUCGAUUGCUGUUCAGAUCCUGACAGAUCCAAGAGUACUUCUGCUGGAUGAACCCACAUCUGGCCUGGACGCUUUCACAGCAUCAUCUAUCAUGGAAGUCCUUCAAGGUCUCGCCCACGAAGGACGCACUCUGAUCCUCACCAUCCAUCAGUCGCGCUCUGAUCUCUUCAAGCAAUUCGGAAACGUCCUCCUUCUCGCCCGAGGAGGCUCCCCAGUAUACGCUGGGAAUGCCGCAGGUUUACUUCCCCAUUUCGACGCCCUCGGUUUCCCCUGCCCAACAACCACCAACCCCGCCGACUUUGCCCUCGACCUCAUAACCAUCGACCUCCAACAUUCGACCCGCGAAGAAGCCACGCGCGCAAAAGUCAGAAGCCUCAUCGCCUCCUGGUCCAGCGGCGACUUCGCCGCAGCCUUGAACCCAACCCGGAUCUCCACGCCCGCAGAACUUGGCGCCCUCAUCCGCAAACCCACCUCCUUCUUCUCCGCCUACCCCAUCCUCGUGCACCGCGGCUUCAUUAACUUCCGCCGUCAGCCACCCCUCCUGUUGGCGCGCAUCAUGCAAGUCAUUGGCCUAGCCAUCAUCUUGACCCUCUUCUUCGCCCCGCUGAAAAAUGACUAUGAGUCUGUGCAAACGCGAAUAGGCUUCAUACAGGAAUUCUGUGCCUUCAAUUUCGUUGGCAUGCUGCAGAACGUUGCUGUUUAUCCCAUGGAAAAAGAUGUUUUCUAUCGAGAACAUGACGAUGGGACAUAUGGAGUCGAAGCGUUCCUAGCACAGUAUAUCACGCUCGAGGUACCGUUUGAGAUCGGAACCAGUCUUGUGUUUGCCGUUUUGACAGAUCUUGCGGCUGGCUUGCCGAGGACGCCGCAGAUGUUCUUUGUGUGCUUUUUCAAUUGCUUCUGUAUUGUUAAUUCGGGUGAGAGUUUGGGGAUUAUGUUCAACACCCUCUUCUCCCACACCGGCUUCGCUGUCAACCUAACGUCCGUCUUCCUCUCCGUGGCGCAGUUCAUGUCCGGCGUGAUGUCAAUCAACAUGCCCUCCUUCCUUAAAGGCGUGAACUACUUGUCUCCCCUCCGCUACGCUGUCAGAAAUCUCGCUCCUUAUUCGCUCUCACAUAUCUUAUUUACCUGCUCUCAGCAACAGAGAUUACCGGAUGGCAAAUGUCCGAUCGAGAACGGGAAGGAGGUUUUAGGGCUGUAUCGGCUGGAUACGGAUCCGAGGUUGAAUUUGGCUAUGUUAGGUGUUGUUACGGUGUGUUAUAGGCUGCUGGCUUGGGGCUUGUUGAGGGUGGUCAGGGGGCAUUGGAAAUGGGGUGACACGGGGAAGUGGAGGGAGAGGAUGGGUUGUCGGGAGGGGAAUUCAGUCGCUGGACAUACUAGUACUGGGGUGGAGAACUGAUUUAUGAGAAAAUGAUGGCAUUUGGUAUGCGGCAUCUUUGUUAUACCCAUUCGAUUCACUCGUUAGAGAUGUCUUUAUGCAUCUUUGCCAUUUAGACGACAUGCUCUGGGAAAGAUAGUACACCAACAGGAUAAAAUACGGUUUGUUUCCCCAGCCCCUUUCUUCUGUUUUCC